Cucurbitaria berberidis CBS 394.84 is the source of this 6923-nucleotide messenger RNA. RefSeq names its product para-aminobenzoate synthase. Gene Ontology annotation, molecular function: transmembrane transporter activity. The coding region runs from base 185 to 6754 and encodes 2189 amino acids. Gene Ontology annotation, biological process: biosynthetic process; transmembrane transport. The record is from RefSeq and is a predicted model, not a curated record. The transcript is spliced from 9 exons. NCBI's taxonomy places the organism in Eukaryota, Fungi, Ascomycota, Dothideomycetes, Pleosporales, Cucurbitariaceae. Gene Ontology annotation, cellular component: fungal-type vacuole membrane.
CUCCAUCAUGGCAGUGCAAAUGUUUUUGACGUCCCUCGUAACCACUUCUGGUGUCUUACUGUUAAAACCACACUCUGGAUUUCACGCAUAAUAUAUCUCAUCGAGAGAGUUGAGCCUGUAUCAUUUAUUCAUCAACCUUUUAUGGCGACUUUGUGCACCUGUACUCGGGUCCCAAGUCUCGGGCAUGUCUGCCCAGAAUGGCCUUUUCAGAGCAGCACGAUGGCUCGCACAUGAGCUCGGUCUUGCGACUAUGAGGUCUGCCGGCAAAGACGUGUACAUUGUAAUUUUCGCUCGUUACAUCCGGUUAUUCGCGUACGGCGCUGUCGCACUCGUUCUCGCCAUCUAUUUCCAAGAGCUAGGAUUUUCAGACGAACAAAUCGGUCUCUUCAUGACUCUGACUUUGCUGGGAGAUGUUUUCAUCAGCCUCCUCCUUACGCUUGUCGCGGAUAGCCUUGGACGUAGGAGAACGCUCCUACUCGGUGCCAUUGCGAUGGCUGUGUCGGGCGCGGUCUUUGCGACUACGAGCAACUACGUCGCACUGCUCAUGGCUGCAAUCAUUGGCGUUAUUAGCCCAAGUGGAAACGAAAUUGGGCCCUUUAGAGCAGUCGAAGAGUCCACACUGGCCCAUCUCGUGUCCGAGGCACAGCGUUCAGACGUCUACACGUGGUACGUCGUUCUGGCUGUUCUAGGCACAUCAACAGGCCUAGCUGUGGGAGGUGUCGCUGUUGAGCAGUUGCAAGCAAAAGAAGGUUGGACAGAUCUGGAUGCAUACCGAGCCAUUUUCUGGGUAUAUACAGGUGUCGGCUGCGUCAAGGCUGUCAUGACGCUAUUCUUGAGCCGCCAAUGCGAGCAUGAAAACUGGGCCAAGAACCAAAAAUCGCCCGCUGAGACUGAGCCUCUGCUGAAUGGCAACGGCAGCCCUGAGAAUGUUGAGUCUGCUUCGCAAAGCCCUGUGCCUGCAAAACCUACCAAGCGCUUCUGGCAUUCAAUAAGCACUAUUUCGAAACCUAGUCGCUCAGUUUUGUUCAAGCUAUGCAGUCUUUUCUUCCUUGAUUCGCUGGGUAGCGGCAUGGUGCCUUUCUCACUGAUUAACUACUACAUGGAGAGAAAGUUUGAGCUUCCGAAAGACAAAUUGGGUGGGAUUAUGUCGGCGACAUGGUUCGUAUCCACUAUUGGAACAGUCUUCGCCUCAUCCCUCGCAAAGCGCCUCGGUUUAAUCCAAGCAAUGGUCUUCACACACCUGCCUAGCUCCGUCUUUCUAGCACUGCUUCCUGUACCUUCAGGCCUCGCUUUGACAAUCUGCUUGCUGGUGGGUAGGUCGGUGCUCAACUCCAUGGAUCAAGCUCCGCGAUCAGCAUUUCUCUCGAUUGUUGUUUUGCCUGAAGAGCGAACAGCAGUCAUGGGCGUUGUCAACAUCCUCAAGACACUGGCACAGAGUAGUGGGCCGUCGAUUACAGGCGUGCUUGCUGGUCAUGGUCGCUUCUGGGUUGCGUUCGUUGUGGCUGGGUCGUUGAAGGCUGCAUACGAUCUCAUGCUCUUGGCUUUCUUUGGUGGCCGAGUCCAGAUAGAGAAGGAGAGAGCUGUUGAAGUAGAUGGUAGGGAAUCACCUUAUACUUUGCCUUGUCAGAGGACUGAUUCCUCCAUGAUUACCGGUGCGAACAGAAGUACUCUACGAUGUGCAGCGAUGGGAAUCCUCAUUUCGAGUACUGUGCCUUGCUUGAUCACGGGCAAUAGGAGGUGGCGAAUUCCUCGUUUCGAUCCGACCAAAACAAUUUUGUUCCUGGACGCCUACGACUCAUUUUCGAACAAUAUUGUCGCCCUUGUCGAGCAAAAUGUGGAUGUUGAAGUCAUCAAGAUCUUUAUUGAUGACCCGCUUCUCACGGGGGUCACUGCUUCCGGAGAUCAAGCCUUCACUGAGUGCUUGAAGGGCUUCGAUGCCGUCAUUGCCGGCCCCGGACCUGGUUGGGCAAAGUGCGACAAGGAUGUUGGACUGAUGAAAGAGCUAUGGGAAGUCCAGGAUGAGCACUUGAUCCCAGUGCUGGGAAUCUGCCUCGGAUUUCAGUCCCUGUGUCUGGCGUUCGGCGCCGAAAUCGAGCGACUGGACGACCCAAAACAUGGAAUCAUAUCACUCGUUUUACACAAGGGUCAAUCCAUUUUCCGAGACGUGGAACAACUGCUGGCGACUCAAUAUCACUCUUUACAAGUGAAGCUCGGCCAUCCUAUCCAAACUAAUCGAGCUGUUCGAUACCCUGCGCAGCUAUGGGAGCCCACGGAAACCUGUCCUCAAUUGGAGCCACUCGCCUGGGACUUCCACAGUGAACGAAAUGGUGCAGUGCUUAUGGGCGUGAGACACGUGCAAAAACCAUUCUGGGGUGUGCAGUUCCAUCCCGAAUCGAUUUGUACGAAUGCUGAAGGGAAGCGCGUUAUCCAAAACUGGUGGGAAGACGCGCAGGCUUGGAAGCGAAAGCGCAUGUUCGGCAACGUGUCGAAACAAAGCCUCCUUCCAAACCCCCAAUCACUACCCAAAUCUUUUGACGAUUUCCGGCGCGAACUUGGGUUUAGCAAUGCAAAAAAGAACACUACAUAUUCACGCGCAGAGUUUGCCGCAAAGCUCGAUAGUGACACUCUCGCCCCAGAAGAGCUGGCCUCGCUGGUCGCCCACGGAGACGGACAGUCACUGCCAGACUUGCCACCUAGCAUUGUGCAUUGCGCAACAACAGGAAGUGGAAGGCUCACAGUUGCGGACGUCUGUGAGCUUUUAGAGAUACCAAGGCACGAAGCAAUAGUGCUCGAAUCUGGACUUCAGUCAAAUCUGGUUCCAAUGGCCGUUGGCACUGGCAGGUAUAGCAUCAUCGGCGUGGUCAUACCUGGGGAGACGCUCCGUCUACAUUACUAUGCCGGAUCCAGGAGGAUGCAACUGAGGGAUGGUGGCGACGAGGUGCACACCGAGUGGAACGUGACUGACCCUUGGCCGUACGUUCGAGAAGUCAUGAAGAGCCUCCAACCUUCGGUGCCACCUCGCACCUCGACUUGGGCACCAUUCUGGGGAGGGCUUAUGGGCUAUGUAUCAUACGAAGCUGGCCUCGAAAUUAUCGAUAUUGCCGAUCAUGAAGAAGCUCAUUAUCCUGAUAUAUGUUUUGCAUAUAUCACGAGAAGUAUCGUCUUUGACCACCACACCAAGAAGGUAUAUGUGCAAAGUAUUCGCGGCCAGCACGACGAACCUUGGGUGGAAGAAACGACUGAGAGAAUUUAUGAGGCUGCCGGUUACAAGUCAUUGGAAUCGACACCGGGCUCGACACCCCUGCCUAAAUCGGAUCCUUUCGAGCAGCAUGGCCCAAUGAACCUAUACAUUGACUCAUGCAAAGAGGUCGUAGUUGACGGUGCUGAGUAUUGCGGCAAAGUUAGUUCCUGCCAAAGUGCCAUAGCGGACGGCCAGAGCUACGAGCUUUGUCUAACUACACGCAACGAGAUCCGGGCUGUGAAACCGAGAGCUUGCGAGAUGUGGCAUUCAGAGGAUAAUGAACAUUCGUGGAAUCUCUACACGCGCUUAGCGGGUCAAAAUCCCGCCCCAUUCGGUGCUUAUAUGAGGAUGCAUAACGUGCACAUUCUCAGUUCUUCGCCUGAACGGUACAUUAGCUGGGACAGAUUACAAAGUGCCCAAUGUCGACCAAUCAAAGGCACGGUACAGAAGAAGCCUGGCGUCACGGCCGAAAGUGCACAUGCAAUUCUCUCUUCGUCGAAGGAACGUGCAGAAAACCUAAUGAUCGUUGAUCUGACCCGACAUCAGCUCCAUGGGGUCUAUGGCUCACAAAAUGUCAGGGUCAGUCAACUGAUGGAAGUCGAAGAAUACGAAACACUCUGGCAAUUGGUCUCGGUCAUCGAUGCGGUUCCCAGUAGCAUCCGGAAGCCUAUGACACCCGAAGAGUGGGAAGAUCCGGCGGAGUAUGCCUCCGGUGUUGGAACGAAGGAUGUUCCUUAUCUAGGCUUCCAAGCGUUUGUCGAGAGUCUGCCACCUGGAAGCAUGACUGGUGCACCGAAGAAGCGAUCUUGUGAGAUCCUACACAAAGAAGAGGACGGAAAAAGGCGUGGAAUAUACUCUGGAGUCCUUGGCUACCUCGACGUCGGAGGUGGCGGCGACUUUAGCGUCGUGAUCCGGACCGCCAUAAAGAUUGAUGGCCCAGACAGCAAUAAAGAAGACGUAUGGCGGAUCGGUGCUGGUGGAGCUGUAACGAGUCAAAGUACACCGGAAGGCGAGUAUGAAGAAAUGCUCGCCAAAUUUCAGAGCACCGCGAGAGCUUUCCAGCAUCAGCCUCAGCCUGAGCGCGCGUCGAAAAGAAAGAGGUUUGUAGAGCUUCUGGCGAAUCUGAGGGGCCGCGAAGAGUUAAGUCUUGAUGAUGCGCAGAUGAUGCUAGGAGCUCCCGAACGUCAUUCCCCGCUUCCCUCAGUAGCAACGAUGAUGGCGACUGAAGCGCCAGAUCCGCGGUCCUUCCAAUCCUGGGAGGAUGCGUUUCAAUACCCGAUUCCCGUAGUUCGCAAGCUCGAACAGCAGCUCCGCAGCAAUGCCGACGACAAUCGAGAGAAGCUGCGGUCGCUUGUGGGAGCGAGUUACCGCAACCUCCUCGAUACCGCCGAAACCAUCAUUGACAUGGAAGUCUGCAUGGAGCAAGUGGAAGCGAAGCUUUCAAGAGUAGGACAGAGCUAUGCGGAGCGCUACACUUUCGCAUCACAGCUCUCGAUCCUGCGCAACGCACCGCUGGUUAUGACGCGCUUGAUGAAAAGAGAAGGAUCGUAUUUGCUCAUUGCGAAAGUGCUGGUCAUUUCCCGCCUCCUACACAAAGCCUUGAGUCAGGCGAAGAACAAGCCGCCAAUUGUGGACCAGCUAUGGGAGAGGCUGCUGUCUAUUAGGAGGAAGCUCCUACGCAGAAUCGACAAGCGACUGGCGAGUACAACUGGCGAAAUAGGUACCCUAGUGGAGAGCAUGAGCGCGUAUGCGCUUGUGACAAGCUCUGCGCCAACUGAUGUUCUACAACAUUUCCACAGAGUGCGUUUGGACAAAAUUGUGGGCGAGCUCCAGCAAGGUGGCGACGAACUUGCGAAGCAUGGUAUCAAUGCGCUCAAGCUGUGCAUCCAGACAUGCCUGGACACGCAAACUGUCUUUCCACGGCGCCUAGCGGAGGCCCUGGCAAAGCUUAAAACACAUGCGUUGAUACAGGACCCAGAGGUGCGAGCUCUCCAUGAGUUGAACCUGGAUGUUCACGAUCGCUGGAUAGGCGACGAAGCGCGGAACUAUACACCAUGGCCGCGACACGAUGAGCUGCAGCGACCGGACGCAGAGAGGUUACUGCACCGCUGGUCGAAAGAUGCGAUAUCGGCUUUCUUGAAGGGCAUCAAGCAAGCUCUCGAACACGAAGUAAGGUUAAAAGAGGUUGCUAGCUUAAGACAGGAUUUGAUCGAGACCUGGAUACUCUCCGGCUCACGAAUGGCUGGCGUCAAGGCUGCAAACGUGCUUGAUGAUCUGCGAGAUGUGAUGAACGAAAAGCUGGAAAGCAUCGUAAGAUUACGUACGCAAGGGCUUCAAGGAGUGGUCUCUGAGCUCACACAUCGACUCAACAAUCUCCCCGCUUCAAGCGACACAUCCAACCUAUCUUUGUGGAGCACGACGUCUAGAGCUGCAGACUUAAGCAAUGGUGCUCAAGUAUUUAAAACCAAGAUACUCAACACAUACCAAGGGCGGGAUCAGUAUGUGAUCGCUGUCACAUCUGCAUUCGACAAAUGGAUGGACUCCGUCUUGGAAGUUAAGAGCAUCGUGAAGAGCAUGAAGGAGGCGCGAUGGGACGAUACGUUUGCGGACGACGACGGUGAUGAGUCAGAUGAUGACUUUGCCGACUCGAAGCAGAUGUUGCUUAGUGCUGACGAUCCGAAGUUACUGGAAGAUGUCACACAGGAGGCGCUGAGUGAUGCCCUACAGAGCUUGGGUACGGAAUUUGCCAAGAUUGUGGAAACAUCGACUGCAGAUGAGAUGAACCGGUCGGUGCAGAAGUCUGCGUUCAUUCUACGAGCGGCGAGAGAGGUUGGCGAUCGAAUACCACGAUUGCGGCUUCAGGACAAGUUCACACCGCUCGUAUCACCGUUUACAGCCGACAUCCUGCAACCGUUGCAUGUAGUAGUGGCUACAAGUAUUGUCGAGCCGACGAUGACAGCUUUCCAGAAAACACUUGCUGCUUCAACAAAGGCCAAAAGUAGCAGCCAUAUCCUCUGGGAAGGCAACCCAGCACUGCCGAGUCACCCCUCGCCUAGCACUUUUAGGUUCCUGAAGGAGCUGAACACAAACAUGGCAUCGCUAGGUAGCGAUCUAUGGGCGCCUGGCUGUGUCUCAGUCCUUAAGGGCCAGGUUUCUGAUGCGGUGCGUAGAGUACUUGGGGAACAUGUGGAAACCUUCAAGGCACUUCCAGAGGAUACCAGCAAGCCCGUCGAAGAUUCAAAUGUUGAGGAGGGUGGAGAAGUGAAACAGGUUGAUUCCGCAGAAACAUCAACAACUCAGGAACUCAGGGAUCACAAGUACAAACAGCUACUCUUCGAUGCGCUGUACAUCCAGCGAGUCAUCGCCAAUCGCGAUGAGAAGAACGAUGCCCUGAUGGAUUCUUUGAGAAAGACAGAAAUCGUAGAACUUGACGAUGCGGCAAUGAACAGGAUGAGAAAGAGUGCCGCAGACUAUGCAAAAAAGACAUAUCUCCUCUUUGCACUGUUGGCGUAGCUAGUUGCCUAUAAUCUGAUGCUCUCACCAUUCACAAGAUACCUUUCAAGUAUUCAACCCGCUUUGUACUCCACUGUGAUGUGAAUCCAAUCCUAGUUGGUAACGAGACUGUAUGGACGCCAUGCCGCGGAAAUCAAGGCUAGGCGCUGCUCUCCGCGGACAGGUGCAU